This is a messenger RNA of Brassicogethes aeneus, 723 nucleotides long. The record is from the annotation of a GenBank genome assembly. NCBI's taxonomy places the organism in Eukaryota, Metazoa, Arthropoda, Insecta, Coleoptera, Nitidulidae.
UAUCAAUGUUGCCAACUUUGUGCGGUUAACUUCGUGACAGUUAUCUGACAGCUGUCAUUUAAAGAAAAUAGUUAUAAAUUUUAGAAAAUUUGCAAUGGCAUUAAUAAUGCUGCGUAGUAGGGCCUUAACUUUAUGCUCUAAUAAUUUAAAAUGGACUUCAGCAACCAUUUCCACAAGUGCCCCAACUUUUUCAGAUGAUGUUAAUAAGGCAGUUAAGCAAAAAGAACCAAAGCAAGUGGAAAAUAAUAUUGCUUUAUUAAACCCUGAUGAAGUUGAGCAUAAACAAAAAAUGAAAGGUUAUAUAACAGUCGAAGGAGCUCCCGAUGUUUCACUGAUCUCUGGCAUUCCUGAGGAACAUAUUAAAGGCCGUAGGGUUAGAAUUUACGAACCACCUAAAAAUGCCAUGCAAAGUGGUACAAACAACAUUGGACACUGGGAAAUGGAAUUUGAUAACCGUGAAAGAUGGGAGAACCCCCUUAUGGGGUGGGCAUCAACUGGUGAUCCGCUAUCAAACAUGAAAAUCCAAUUUUCCACCAAAGAAGAUGCCAUGGAUUAUUGUGCUAAAAAUGGUUGGGAAUAUUUUGUUCAAGAAAGUUCCCACGAUAAGCCUUUCAAACCAAAAAAUUAUGGAAUCAAUUUUUCGUGGAACAAGCGCACUCGCACCUCCACCAAAUAAAUUAACCAUCAGAAAUUGUAAAUAAUAAAGCGUUUUAAUUAAAGUAA